Messenger RNA from Chenopodium quinoa (quinoa), 1955 nucleotides. RefSeq names its product protein ENHANCED DOWNY MILDEW 2-like. The transcript is spliced from 10 exons. Bases 298 to 1728 code for a protein of 476 amino acids. The record is from RefSeq and is a predicted model, not a curated record. Lineage: Eukaryota; Viridiplantae; Streptophyta; Magnoliopsida; Caryophyllales; Amaranthaceae.
AUUUUAUUUUAUUUUAAAAUUGGUAGUAUUAUACUUACUACUUCGUACACGUGUACAACGCCACUGAAAUAUGACACCAAAAUCCUGCUAAAACUUCCCACUCCUUCGUCCUUCCACGUUCAAUUUCAUUUUUCCAGAAUUCUUCACUUCUUCUUCACAUUCUCUCUUCUAGGGUUUCAGCUCCAAAUUUUCUGCGAUUUUUCAACUUCAUCAAAUUUGGCGCAGGGACGGGCCUGCUUGAAGUAGACAGUGGAGCUUAUAUAUAUUUUGACUUGUGCAGUCAUUUUGGAUUACUUGAUGGAAUCUUCGGAUGAAGAGGGUGAGAUUUUCCCAGAGAGUGUGACUGAUUAUCAAUUCAUAAACCAGGAAAAUGAACUUGUUUCAUUUACAUUUUUGCCCCUUCUUUGGCCCAAGGAAAAGCCUGUUGAUACUGUGAAUCUCCAGAUGUUCUUAACUGGUGUUUCUGAUGAUGGCCUCAGAAAGGUUUUUAAACAAGUUGUAGCGUGGAGAUACGAGCUUUCCUAUGUACAGCCUGAGAUUUCGGUUUUUUGCAAGGGUGACUUUUGGGUAAAACUUCUGAAGCCAAAAAAGCUGUUUGAGCCUACAAUUAGGUCACUACUAAUCACGGUCCAUUGCCUUCAUUUUGUUAAACAUAAUGUAGAGGCUACUGAAAACUCUAUAUGGUGCCACUUGUCAAAAGUGUUCAGCACGUAUGAGGUUGCCCCUUCAGAAGACGACUGUAUGAAUCAUAUUUCACUAAUAAGAUUUGCCUCCGAACGUGAUAAGACCUUAUUGGAUAAUGAGAAAAGGCUUAAUGUGUAUCUUGCACCUUUUAUACAUGGCAUGUCCUAUUCAUCCUAUGGACGACACUUCACGAAACCGGAUAAGCUUCAAGAGAUUGUUGAAAGGCUACAUUGGUAUGUCCAAGACGGUGAUAUGAUAGUGGACUUCUGCUGUGGUGCUAAUGAAUUCAGCUGUUUGAUGAAAAAGAAGCUGGUUGAUGUUGGGAAGAAGUGCUAUUUCAAAAAUUUCGAUCUCUUUCCAUCAAAGAAUGAUUUCAAUUUUGAACGAAGGGAUUGGUUUAGUGUUCAAUCUGGAGAACUGGCAGAAGGCUCUCGACUGAUAAUGGGGCUGAAUCCUCCUUUCGGAGUUAAGGCAUCACUGGCUAACCAGUUCAUCAAUAAGGCUCUUCAAUUUAACCCAAAGCUUCUCAUUUUUAUUGUCCCACCAGAAACUCGGAGGCUUGAUUCUGGGAAAGGCCCGACCCGCACAAGGUAUGAUUUGAUAUGGGAGGAUUCAUAUCUACUCUCUGGCGAGGCAUUCUACCUUCCUGGAUCUUGUGAUACUCGUGAAAAGCAACUAUCACAAUGGAACAAUGUUACUCCUCCCCUUUAUCUCUGGAGCCAUCCUGACUGGACUAGAAAGCACAGGGAAAUUGCCUACAGGUGCGGACACUCUCAGAUUUCUGGUCAAAUACCAUGCUCUCGCCCACCUACUUGGAACUAUAUACUCGAAGAGCAGCAAGAUUGUUACGGUGAUUUCUCCCAUCUGAUGAAUAUGUAUGGUGAUCUUCCCCGCAUGUUAGAUGAUGUUCCGGAACAUAAUCAUAACCCAAUGGUAACAAAUGUGGCAGGACAGCUGGAAGCCAAUGUGUGCGUUACUCCUGUUGACAAUCUGGAGGACAUGGAUAUCUCUCCCACCAAUUCUCCAAGUUACUUUAUCUCUUGACUCGCUGACUUGUAAAUUCCUUAGAUCCUUGUAAAAAAAAGUUGGCGAAAAUGUCAUAUUUAUCGAACUGCUAUAUAAGCUGUGAAGUCUGUCAACUCUGCUAACUAUGCACACUUAUACCCUAUUUUGCGAUCAAUAUUCAUUGUGUAUAGCCACGGCAAUUUUGUAAAGCUAAAGUUGUCUUUUCAAGUAUAUCAAGCAUCUUGGUUACUUGCUACGUAAAAACA